GGAAGUAUUAGAAUCCAUUCCACCAGUCGAGCCACAUGGCAUUGAAAAUUUGAAAUACUGCCCUCCAUUCACACUUCACUGUCUAUAUCAACUAUUGACAAAGAAGGAAAUGGAACAGCAGUUCACCUAUUUCAACUGCAAGGUUAGUUUUCGUAGUUCACUCUAAAUUUUCCUCUGUCUUCUCCACCCAAUCAUAUCCCCUUCUCUGCUCCUGAUUCCUCAUCACUUGUUAACUCAAAGAAGUGGGUAAGCAUGCAUCUGCCUUUUCUCCACUUGGUCAUCAUCGUGCUCCUGAUUCCUUGGCCCUUCAGUUCAGUGCUUCUGUGCGCACCUGUCAGUGUGCUUGUCCCUGGCAUGAGACUCGCUCCUGGCAAAACUCUCACCUCGGACCAAGGUUCGUUCGCCUUAGGCUUCUUUACCCCCUCAAAUUCAACUGAAAAUACAUAUGUUGGCAUAUGGUUCAACGAUAUCCCAUUGCGCACCAUCGUCUGGGUUGCCAACCGCGAUAAUCCGAUCACUGAUGCUUCAUCCGCGAUGCUUACUAUGACCGGCAACUCUAGCCUUAUGUUGUCUGAAAACAAUGGCCACCACAUACUUUGGAUGGCAAACACAAUCACUGGCAGCAACUCUUCGGCCAAACUUCUCAACAAUGGCAAUCUUGUAGUCCUAUCAUCAGACAGUGACAUGUUAUGGCAGAGUUUCGAGAAUCCAAGCGACACCAUCCUUGCUGGCAUGCCUAUGCGGGCGACCCACAAGACACACCCACCAUGGCGGAUCAUCUCUUGGAAGGGCCCUGAAGACCCGUCAAAAGGCAGGUUCUCUGUUGGGAAUGACCUUGACACUCCCCUACAGUCCUUCAUCUGGAAUGGGUCAGUGCCAUACUUCCGUGCUGCUGUGAGGAACGGCUAUGUAUCCUCCAACGUGGGCCUCCAGGCAGUUAGUCCACUCAUGUAUUUGACGAUUUACAUGGGCACCAAUGGCGAGACCUAUUCAACAUUUGGACUAUCAGAUGGCUCCUCCAGGAUAUUUUACAAGGUUGACUACUCUGGAAAGACCACGAUAUGGAGAUGGAAUACCAGCUUAACAGAUUGGACCCUCAUUACAUCGUGGCCAGCUUACCGGUGCAAUCUCUAUGGAUACUGUGGUGCAUAUGGCUACUACGACAACACACAGGGAAUUCCUACAUGCAAGUGCCUUGCUGGAUUUGACCCUAGUAACAAAACAGAGUGGGUUGGAGGCAUUUUUUCUCAUGGUUGCCGGCGAAAGGAGGAACUGCAGUGUGGUGGACAGGACAAUUUCCUGACCUUGCCAGCAAUGAAGGUGCCAGACAAGUUUGUACGCCUGUGGAACAAAAGCUAUGAUGACUGCAAAGUGGAGUGCAGCAGAAAUUGCUCAUCUGUAGCAUAUGCUUAUGCUAAUCUAAGCACCACCUACAUUGAUGGGGAUGCAACAAGGUGCCUGAUGUGGACCGGGGAGCUGAUUGACGUGGGGAAGGGUGCCAUUGGCAAUGAGAACCUAUAUCUCCGGCUUGCUGCCUUGUCAAGGAAAGGGCAAAAGAGCAUCGUAAUAAAAGUUAUACCAGGAAUUUCAGCAAGUGUGUUGCUGAUACUUCUAUUGGCAUGCCUUGUAUGGUCCUGCAAGUUUAAAGGAAAACAUGACAAGAAAGGAAGACCAAAGAGACUGAUAAUGGGGGAUUUGCGCAGUAGUGAUGGACUCGGAGAGGAAACUCAUGAACUUCCAUUUAUUAGCUUUGAGGAAAUAGUUGCUGCAACAAACAACUUCUCUAUGUCCAAUUUGCUAGGAGAAGGCGGCUUUGGUAAAGUUUACAAGGGGCUCUUCCAUGGCAACAAAGAAGUUGCUGUUAAAAGGCUCAGUAGAGGUUCUGGGCAGGGGGCAAUAGAGUUUAGGAAUGAAGUAGUCGUGAUUGCUAAACUGCAACACAAAAACCUUGUAAGGCUUGUCUGUUAUUGUGUGCAGGGCGAUGAAAAGCUACUUAUUUAUGAGUAUCUGCCAAACAGAAGCCUGGAUACCACUCUUCCUUUUCAAUUCUGAAAAGAAGCCAAUGCUUCACUGGCCAACACGAUUCAAUAUAAUCAAAGGAGUAGCUAGAGGACUACUCUAUCUACAUCAAGACUCAAGACUGAUGAUAAUUCAUAGGGAUCUGAAAACAAGCAACAUUUUGCUAGAUGGGAAUAUGAAUCCCUAGAUAUCUGAUUUUGGCAUGGCAAGAAUCUUUGGUGGAGAUGAGCAACAAGCGAACACUAACCGAGUUGUCGGAACAUACGGUUAUAUGUCUCCGGAAUAUGCAAUGGAAGGCCUCUUUUCUGUUAAGUCUGAUGUUUAUAGCUUUGGAGUGUUGCUCUUGGAAACUGUAAGUGGUCUAAGGAUUAGCUCAACCCAGAACAUCAAUGAGUUCCCCAACCUUAUAAUAUAUGCAUGGAGUCUAUGGAGGGAAGGGCUAGCAAUGGAUUUGGUGGAUCCAUCAGUUUCAGAGAGUUGCUCGAAUGAAGAGGCUUUAUGUUGCAUUCAUGUUGGGCUCUUGUGUGUUCAGGAUGAUCCGGAUGUCAGACCAGUCAAGUCAACUGUUGUAUCAACGUUGGAGAGUAGAAGCACACCAGUUGCAACGCCUGAUAAGCCACUGUAUUUUUCUCGGAGGAAUAAGGUAGCAAAGAGAGCAGACUACGGUCAGGACUCUGUGGAUAUGGAAGCCCUUACAGUACUGGAGGGGCGAUAGGGUCUCGAAGUUUUCAAGUUCCACCCGUGCACUGUUUCCUGUUCUCCCACGCUUGCAUUGAGAUGAUUUUGCAGCACUCUUUCAAAGCCAAAGCUUCCAAAAGGUGUGAUUUCACCCCCUCAGUUCAAAGAUGGAAUCUACCGUGGGAGGACAAGGUUAUGGUCAACCUUGAUACUGCCAUCUUCUUACAAUCUGAAUAUAUUGGUGCUGGUGUUGUACUUUUGUGUCCAGUGAUCACUUCUAUGAGAAUGUGUGAUCACUUCUAUGAGAAGGUUUGCGAUCCUGAACCCGCUGAAGUAAUGGCCACUCGAUGUUCUUUUAUC
Molecule: messenger RNA, 3057 nt
Organism: Triticum urartu
Lineage: Eukaryota; Viridiplantae; Streptophyta; Magnoliopsida; Poales; Poaceae
Source: RefSeq, a predicted model, not a curated record